AUGAGCCAAGAAACCCAAACUGCUGAUAGCAAUAAUACAGAAGCAACAAAGAUUCAUUUUGAAAACAAUGAACAAAACCCAGGUUCUACAAAUACCAUCAACCAUGAACAACAACAGGAUUAUUCUCCCGAUCACCCGUACUCCAAGUUCAAACAAUUAGAAAAAUUAGGCAAAGGCACAUAUGCAACAGUUUAUAAGGGUUUAAAUAUUAAGACAGGCCAAUACGUGGCCUUAAAGGAAGUCCAACUAGAUUCAGAAGAAGGGACGCCUUCAACGGCCAUACGUGAAAUAUCUCUAAUGAAAGAAUUAAAACAUGAUAAUAUAGUCAGAUUAUACGAUGUUAUACACACUGAAAAUAAACUAACUUUAGUUUGUGAAUUUAUGGAUAACGACUUGAAAUUAUACAUGGAUACAGUGGCUAAAAGUAAACAUAGUAAAGGCUUAGAUUUGCCCCUGGUGAAGUUCUUUGCCUUUCAAUUAUUAAAUGGUGUAAGCUUUUGUCAUGAAAAUAGAAUUUUGCACCGUGACUUGAAACCCCAAAAUUUAUUAAUUAAUAAUAAACUACAAUUAAAAUUAGGUGAUUUUGGUCUAGCCCGUGCGUUUGGUAUUCCAGUCGCAACUUUUUCCAGUGAAGUAGUCACUCUAUGGUAUAGAGCUCCUGAUGUCUUGUUGGGUUCACGCAAUUAUUCGACAUCUAUAGAUAUAUGGUCUUGUGGAUGUAUUAUUGCUGAGAUGAUCACUGGGAAACCAUUAUUUCCUGGGAACAACGAUGAUGAACAAUUAAAAUUAAUCUUUCAAACAAUGGGGUCUCCACUAGCUAUUGGCGAUGAUUCUUGGUGUAGAGGUUUACCUAAGUAUACAAAUGAUUUGGCAUCGUUGAUUUUGUACCCUAAGGAUUUAAAAACAGUGUUAGGGUUUUUACCAGAUUCUCAAGUGGAUCCUUAUUUAUUUGAUAUACUACAUGGCUUAAUGCAAUUAAAUCCUGAUAUGAGAUUAAGUGCUCAACAAGCAUUACAACAUAACUGGUUUGCAGAAUAUAGAAAAUAA
Messenger RNA from Saccharomycodes ludwigii, 1047 nucleotides. It is a transcript of the gene PHO85, whose product is annotated as cyclin-dependent serine/threonine-protein kinase PHO85. Lineage: Eukaryota; Fungi; Ascomycota; Saccharomycetes; Saccharomycodales; Saccharomycodaceae. The record is from RefSeq and is a predicted model, not a curated record. Gene Ontology annotation, biological process: protein phosphorylation. Gene Ontology annotation, cellular component: cytoplasm; nucleus. Gene Ontology annotation, molecular function: ATP binding; cyclin-dependent protein serine/threonine kinase activity. The transcript has a single exon. Bases 1 to 1047 code for a protein of 348 amino acids.